Molecule: messenger RNA, 1390 nt
Organism: Rhodofomes roseus
Lineage: Eukaryota; Fungi; Basidiomycota; Agaricomycetes; Polyporales; Fomitopsidaceae
Product: PDT-domain-containing protein
Exons: 5
Coding region: 278-1294 (338 amino acids)
Biological process (GO): L-phenylalanine biosynthetic process
Cellular component (GO): cytoplasm
Molecular function (GO): prephenate dehydratase activity; chorismate mutase activity
Source: RefSeq, a predicted model, not a curated record
GCAAACUACAGUUAGUCAUAUUACAUACUGUCUGCUACCCCUUUACACAUCCGAUCCCGGAGCCCCAGGUACAGGCAUCCUGCCUCUCUCCGUCAUUUCACCGCCUGCAUCAGCGAUCAUGCAUGUCGAUGCACGCUUCUGCAGCGCCAAUUGCUAGUCUGUAACUGCCAUGGCUUCGAAUAUAUGACUCCGGGGCUAGGGCAAGUCCUGAAAGCACUCGCCUGCGUAACACUCCUGCCUCUUCGUCGGUGACCAUUCACUACCGUGUGCCGCUUCGAUGUCCUCCACUGAGGAAUCCCUGCCCAAGCUUGCUUUCCUGGGCCCCUUGGGCUCGCAUUCAUAUCAGUGCGCAAAGAAUGGAUUCGGGACGAGUGUGGAGUACGUAGAGAGACUGAGCAUCACGGAGGUGUUCAAGGCCGUCUCGCCGGAGAUCCCGUUCGGCCUGCUCCCGCAGGAAAACAGCGUGUUCGGGACGGUCACAGAGACGUACGACCUCCUGCGGCUGCCCGAGGUCGGCACGGAGAAGUUCGUCCGCGGCGAGCUCGUCCUCCCCGUCCGGCACUCGCUCCUCGUCCGCCGCGGCGUGCAGCUCGCGGACGUCGAGCGCGUGCUCAGCCACGAGCAGGCAAGUGCGCCUGCCAACCUCCCCUCCGCCCUGGGCCAGUGCUCGCGGUUUCUGUCCGAGAAACUCCCGGGAGCUGCGCGGAUCAAGACGCCGUCGACGUCCGCCGCGGCCAAGUCGCUCCUCGAGGACGAGGACGAGGACCGGGCGACGAGGAGCGCCGCGAUAUGCUCAGUAGCGUGCGCGACAGUCUUUGACGGGCUCGAGGUGCUCCAGGAAGGCAUCCAAAACGUCGACACAAACCGGACCCGGUUCUACGUGCUCGCCACCUCCCCCGAGAGCAAGCUCCCCUCCGGGUUCCAGGCGCCCAUCCCCAAGCACGCGCUCGUGCGGAUCGGCCUCAAGCCCUCCCCCAGCCCCGUGAACGGGGACGCGUCCGCCUCGCCCUCGCCCGCCCCGCGCACGCGCGACCGCCUCGUCCACCUCGUCAUGAGCACGCUCCUGACGACGUUCGGGCUCCCGACGAGCCGCGUCGACCGCCGGCCGUCGCUCACGGACGCGCCCUUCGAGGACGUGUACCUCGUCGAGCUCGAGGCGAGCAGCAGCCUAUGCGAGUCCGCGGCGGGGGAGGAGUUCGCCGCGGCGAGCGCCGCGCUGUGGGCCAGGGUGAAGGCGGGCGUGGAGAAGAUCGAGGCUGUGGGAGGGGAGGCUGCGGUGCUUGGGAUUUGGUGAAUGUCCUUCAAGUUCGUGUAUCAUAGGAUCCGGAUAAUAGAAGAUCUGUCUUGCUGAGUAUGGGUAGCUGAGGGAACAACUCUUCAUCUGUCUCAC